AUGAUUGAAGGAUUGGAAACUGAUGAAAUACCUGUCAAAGCUAGUGCAAAUGUGACUACUGCAGGUGAACAAAACAAUGCAGAUGAGGAAGAAGUUGCUUCUAAAGGUAUUUUCUGGUUGUUUAUGCAAGGUAGGAAGGUAGUUAGAGAACUUCUCUUUGACCCUGAGAUCGAGAAAACAGCUAAAGCAAACAGAAAAGCGGCGCGAUUAGCUCGUGAAGCUGCUCGGUUAGCAAGUGUUGCACCAAACAUAAGUGAAGAGGAGAUUUCUAGUCCAGAACAUUCGGACAACGAAGCCAACAUCCCCAUCAUGGCUGCUGAUCCACCGCCUCCUUUGAGAACAUUAGGUGAUUAUGGCCAGAGAAACAAUGGAGAGCUGGCAAAUUUGGGAUUUCAACCGAGAAACCCAGUUUCAUUUGAGAUUAAAAAUUCUGUGCUAAGUGCACUCAAGGAAGACCAAUUUUCGGGUUCGGAGUCACAAUGCCCCAACCUUCAUCUACAAAAGUUCUAUGAGGCAUGUGAUUAUACCGAUCCUCCUAAUAUUUCAGAAUCUGCAAAGAGGUUGAGGCUUUUCAAGUAUUCUCUAACUGGAAGAGCAAAAGACUGGUUGGACACUAUACCACCAAACACCAUCAACACUUGGCAAGAGCUGGAGGUAAAAUUCUUAGAAAGAUACUUCCCCAUUCACAAGUACCUUGAGAGAAGGCAGGACAUAACAAGCUUUGAGCAAGGGGACUCUGAAACAUUGUAUGAUGCAUGGGAAAGGUUUAAGCUGAGUUUGAAGAAAUGUCCAAAGCAUGGUAUUGACAGUCAUGCUCAAAUGCAGCACUUUACUCAAGGAUUAAGGCCUCAAACCAGAAUGUUUUUAGAUGCAUCAGCAGGUGGCUCUCUGAAAAAUAAGAAUGAAAAUGAAGCUAGAGAAUUGGUUGAGAAUAUGUCUCAAAAUGAGUAUAGAGUUCAAAAUGACAGAGGUGCGAAGAAAAAGGGUGGUAUGCUAGAGCUUGAUACACAAACUGCUCUUCUAGCACAAUCCACUUUGAUGAAUUCUCAAAUGGCAACUAUGUUGAAGCAUUUCACUAAUACUCCAAAUUCCCAAGCGCAAGUAAUGGCAGCUCAAGAUUUGAAAUGUGAUUUUUGUGGGCAAGGCCAUGCCAACGGUGAAUGUUUUCCUGAAGGUUCAGAAGAAGCUAAAUAUUUGGCUAAUUUCAAGAGAAGCAAUCCCAAUCAUAACCUGUACUCUAACACUUAUAAUCCGGGUUGGAGAGAUCAUCCAAAUUUUGGUUGGGGAGGAAAUCAAGGGUCUUCUCAAUCUCAACAACAAUCAUCUUCACAGAAUUCUCAACAAACAAAACCGUCUCAGCUGGAAGAUACUCUUACUCAAUUUAUCAAGCUGACUCAAGGAAAUUUUGAGGCAAUGAAGAUGAGCCAAGAUCAGAUGAAAGCCAAUCAAGAUCAGAUGAAAGCCAAUCAAGACAUUGCCAACAAGAAUCAUGAAGCUUCAAUUAAAAACCUUGAAAAUCAAAUGGGUCAAUUGUCAAGACAAUUUGCAGCUACUCAAAAUAAUGGUUUUGAGGGGUCUACAAAAGAUAAUCCCGGCCAUGAGAGUUGCAAGGCUAUUAAUUUGAGGAGUAGAGUGGUUCCUUCACCGGAAGUUGUGACAAAGAAAAAAAUUGAAAUUGAGGAGUUAGUUGAAAAUGAGAAAGAGAGUGAUGAGAAGAAAGUUGAAAAGAAGAAGGGUAAGGAUGUGGAAGAAAAAGAAAAUUCAAUCCAUACCAAAUUGCCAUAUCCGCGCAAGAAGAAGGCAAAGGCAAAUGAUCACCAACAAUUCAAAAAGUUUAUGAAGAUGCUUCAUGAUCUCCAAAUUAAUAUUCCUUUUGCAGAAGUGUUGGAACAAAUGCCGGUUUAUGCCAAAUUUAUGAAAGACCUCUUGACAAAGAAGCGGAAACCUCUUGAUGACGACACGGUUGAUAUGACUGAGGAAUGUAGUGCUAUAAUUCAAAAGAAGCUUCCUCAAAAGAAGAAAGAUCCAGGAAGCUUUACUAUACCAUGUUCUAUAGGCAACAUUUCUGUCGGUCGAGCUCUAUUUGAUUUAGGAGCAAGCAUCAAUUUAAUGCCGUUGUCCAUGAUGAAGAAGAUACCGGGGGCGGUUGCUAAACCUACAAAGAUGCAACUCUCUUUGGCCGAUCGAUCAAUAGUGCAUCCAUAUGGCAUACUUCAUGAUGUAUUGGUAAGGGUUGCUGAAUUUGUGUUUCUGGCGGAUUUUGUAAUUCUUGAUAUGGAAGAUGAUGCCGAGGUAGAACCGUUGUUAUUGGGUAGGCCAUUUUUAGCUACCGGUAGAGCAUUGAUUGAUGUCGAGAUGGGAGAACUUAUGUUGAGAACACAUGGAGAGCAAGUCAUGUUCAAUGUGUUCAAAGCUAUGAAACACCAUGAUGAUGAACCACAAUGUUUCAAAGUUGAUGUAAUUGAGGAAGUGGUGGAAGCAGGGACGGAUCCAGACAUGAAAAUCUGGUGUGGCUAA
Trifolium pratense (red clover) is the source of this 2517-nucleotide messenger RNA. RefSeq lists its product as uncharacterized. The transcript is spliced from 3 exons. NCBI's taxonomy places the organism in Eukaryota, Viridiplantae, Streptophyta, Magnoliopsida, Fabales, Fabaceae. The coding region runs from base 1 to 2517 and encodes 838 amino acids. The record is from RefSeq and is a predicted model, not a curated record.